AGCGUUGCCUGGGAGAGCCUGACGCCGCCAGCUCCCAUCCCCGCCCACUGUCUUCUCAGGGUGGGAUCUUGUUUCUUCGCCGGAAGCCUUGGGCCGCGAUGGGCUCGGAGAUGGAGCCGCUGCUCCUGGCCUGGAGCUAUUUUAGGCGCAGGAAGUUCCAGCUCUGCGCCGAUCUGUGCACGCAGAUGCUGGAGAAGUCCCCUUAUGACCAGGAACCAGCUCUUGAUUUGCCAGUGUCUCAGGCAGCUUGGAUUUUAAAAGCACGAGCACUAACUGAAAUGGUGUAUAUAGAUGAAAUUGAUGUAGAUCAGAAAGGAAUUGCAGAGAUGAUUCUGGACGAAAAUGCUAUUGCUCAAGUUCCACGCCCUGGAACAUCUUUGAAACUCCCUGGCACUAAUCAGACAGGAGGGCCUAGUCAAGCAAUCAGGCCAAUCACUCAAGCAGGAAGACCCAUUACUGGCUUCCUCAGGCCAGGCACACAGAGUGGAAGGCCGGGAACCAUGGAACAAGCCAUCCGAACACCCAGAACUGUAUACACAGCGCGCCCCAUCACAAGCUCAUCCGGAAGAUUCAUCAGGCUAGGGACGGCUUCAAUGCUUACAAGUCCUGAUGGACCAUUUAUAAAUUUAUCUAGACUGAAUUUAACAAAAUAUUCCCAGAAACCUAAAUUGGCAAAGGCUUUGUUUGAAUAUAUCUUUCAUCAUGAAAAUGAUAUUAAGACUGCUUUGGAUCUGGCUGCCCUUUCCACAGAGCAUUCUCAGUACAAGGACUGGUGGUGGAAAGUGCAGAUUGGAAAAUGCUACUACAGGUUAGGAAUGUAUCGUGAAGCAGAAAAACAGUUUAAAUCAGCCCUGAAGCAGCAGGAAAUGGUAGAUACAUUUCUCUAUUUGGCAAAAGUUUACAUGUCAUUGGAUCAACCUGUAACUGCUUUAAACCUUUUCAAACAAGGCUUAGAUACGUUUCCAGGAGAAGUAACUCUGCUUUGUGGGAUUGCCAGGAUCUAUGAGGAAAUGAACAAUAACUCAUCAGCAGCUGAAUACUACAAAGAAGUUUUGAAACAAGACAGUACUCACAUGGAAGCCAUUGCAUGUAUUGGAAGCAACCACUUUUAUUCUGAUCAACCAGAGAUAGCGCUCCGGUUUUACAGGCGACUCUUGCAGAUGGGCGUCUAUAACUGCCAGCUUUUAAACAAUCUGGGGCUGUGUUGCUUCUAUGCCCAGCAGUACGAUAUGACUCUGACCUCAUUUGAACGUGCCCUUUCUCUUGCGGAAAAUGAAGAAGAGGCAGCUGAUGUCUGGUAUAAUUUGGGACACAUAGCUGUGGGCGUAGGAGAUGUGAAUUUGGCCCAUCAGUGCUUCCGGCUGGCUCUGGUGAACAACAACCAUCAUGCCGAGGCUUACAACAACCUAGCAGUGCUGGAGAUGCGGAAGGGCCAUGUCGAACAGGCAAGAGCACUAUUACAAACUGCAUCAUCUUUGGCACCCCAUAUGUACGAACCACAUUUUAAUUUUGCAACAAUAUCUGAUAAGAUUGGAGAUCUGCAGAGAAGUUAUGUUGCUGCACAGAAAUCUGAAGCAGCAUUUCCUGAUCAUGUGGAUACACAACAGUUAAUUAAACAAUUAAAGGAGCAUUUUGCUAUGCUCUGAUUGUUCCUGAGACCAGUGUGUUCUUAUGAAGGGGCAUCAUGCAACGAACAAAGUAGUAUGUGUGUGUACCUACAGUAUAAUAUAUCCUGUGUGGACUACUUAGUUGACGGUGUCCUGUCAGAGAAUUUCAACUAGAAUGUGUAAUGGAAACUUUAUAAUGAAAUUUUUAUAAAAGAAUAUUGUGAAAUACAGAAUUUAAAUAUUUACAAGUAGAUCAUGAAACCUCUCACAUUAUGUGGUAGAUAUUUGUUUAUAUUUACCAUAUUAAUGAUUUCCUCAAAUUUUCAUAAUUGUAUAUUUAAAAAGUCCUUAAGCAUCCGGCAUCAUAUAACUUAAGAUGUCUGGAA
Fukomys damarensis (Damara mole-rat) is the source of this 1993-nucleotide messenger RNA. It is a transcript of the gene Ttc8, whose product is annotated as tetratricopeptide repeat domain 8. Gene Ontology annotation, biological process: non-motile cilium assembly. The coding region runs from base 99 to 1646 and encodes 515 amino acids. Lineage: Eukaryota; Metazoa; Chordata; Mammalia; Rodentia; Bathyergidae. Gene Ontology annotation, molecular function: protein binding. The record is from RefSeq and is a predicted model, not a curated record. The transcript is spliced from 15 exons. Gene Ontology annotation, cellular component: BBSome; non-motile cilium; ciliary basal body.